Messenger RNA from Microdochium trichocladiopsis, 815 nucleotides. RefSeq lists its product as uncharacterized. The record is from RefSeq and is a predicted model, not a curated record. The coding region runs from base 30 to 815 and encodes 261 amino acids. The transcript is spliced from 2 exons. NCBI's taxonomy places the organism in Eukaryota, Fungi, Ascomycota, Sordariomycetes, Xylariales, Microdochiaceae.
GUCCAGUGCCCUACUAACCAACCACGAGAAUGGGGGUCACAUCCAGCUCUCCAAUAGCACUCGAAGUCCUCGCGGACCCAGGGGGUUUUCAAGGAUGUGUUGAGCACGAGAUAUUCCUGACACAAAUGGCCGCUGCAUUUAGCGAGCUCCCCGUCGCCACGCAACAGCGCGUUCGGGAUGCGUUGCAACCCAGGAUGGAGCCUCUGAGUGCCGCCGAAGAGAUCAAGGCAGAACUUGAUCGGUGGCGUUCGAGACCUGCCACAUUCUUUUAUCCGGAUGACAAGGGCGCCAGACCAUUUGAUUAUGUCUCAGCAUUGUCCGAGAUUUUCACGCGGUUCAACGGCCGCACAAAUCUCUCAUUGACCGAGAAGGUACAACGUCGAGUAGCACUCUACUGCCUACGCCAGUUGAAGUCCCGCUACCCCCAUGUCGAUAUACGUCCAGUCCACAAGUAUCACAGGCUCGGCAAACCUUACGAGACAUUCGUCAAUUCCUUUGGUGCUGCGGCUCUCUACUGUCUGUCAUUCACGGUUACGCACAGCGACAGUUUCGAAUCAAAGUGGUCGCUCCAGAGGCGUGAGGAGUACCUGAAGGAACUGGCGGAUAAGAACUUCAAAAGCAAGGUCGAUGCCGUGGGAGACGCUUUCAAUCGGAUAAUGACUUUCGAAUAUGAGCGGAUGAGGCGGAAUUAUGAGCGCACCGAAGAAGAGCCCACCGAAGAAGAACAAAUAGUGACUCAGCCUGGUGAUUGGAGCAUUUAUAUGCGCGAUGGACCCGCCUCCAUUCAAUGGCAUGAUCUAGGCUUCAUUGCAUGA